UCAGAUGGUGUUGGGACAUCCUAGACAGUGUUUCUACCCUACUUUGUGUUCUUUCAUUCCUAUCAACCAAGCUUGUUUAAUUUGCUUCAGUAUCUGAGGAAGGACUCACAACUGGAAAAUAUAUGAAAGAGUUGUUAAACCUACAGAUCCUUCUGACUUUAGAAUUAGUUGUUAUAUUACCAGGAAAAAAUAAAUGCAGAUGUUGGACCAUGUCAAAAAUCUUGUCAAGAGAGUGGAUUGUUUCACACAGAGCGGAGAUGUGGCUUCUGAUUCUGGUGGUGUAUUUGUUUCAAAGAAAUGUGAAUUCAGCACGAAUGCCAACUAAAGAUGUGGAUCCAGAAGCAUUCAUGAAUAUUAGUGAAAUCAUCCAACAUCAAGGCUAUCCCUGUGAGGAGUAUGAAGUCACAACAGAAGAUGGGUAUAUCCUUUCUGUUAACAGAAUUCCUCAAGGCCUAGUGAAGCCUAAAAAGACAGGUCCCAAGCCUGUGGUGUUACUGCAGCAUGGCUUGCUUGGAGAUGCUAGCAACUGGAUUUCCAACCUGCCCAACAACAGCUUGGGCUUCAUUCUAGCAGAUGCUGGUUUUGACGUGUGGCUGGGGAACAGCAGAGGAAACACCUGGUCUCGGAAACACAAGACCCUCUCCAUAGACCAAGAUGAGUUCUGGGCUUUCAGGUACAUGAAAAUCUUGAGAGUGGAGGUGGCCAUGGAUGUCUUUGGAAGAACUGGUUAUGAUGAGAUGGCUAGGUUUGACCUUCCUGCAGUCAUAAACUUUAUUUUGCAGAAAACGGGCCAGAAAAAGAUUUAUUAUGUCGGCUAUUCACAGGGCACCACCAUGGGCUUUAUUGCAUUUUCCACUAUGCCAGAACUGGCUGGGAAAAUCAAAAUGUAUUUUGCUUUGGCACCUAUAGCCACUGUUAAACACUCAAAAGGCCCUGGUGCCAAAUUUUUGCUGCUGCCAGAUAUGAUGAUCAAGGGCUUGUUCGGCAAGAAAGAAUUUCCGUACCAGACCAGAUUUCUCAGACAGGUUUUUAUUUACCUUUGUGGCCAGGUGAUUAUUGAUCAGAUUUGUGGCAAUAUCAUACUUCUUCUGGGAGGAUUUAACACAAACAAUAUGAACAUGAGCCGAGCAAAUGUGUAUGUUGCUCAUACUCCUGCUGGAACAUCAGUGCAAAAUAUCCUACACUGGAGCCAGGUACUGAAUUCUGGGGAACUCCGGGCAUUUGACUGGGGGAGCGAGACCAAAAAUCUGGAGAAAGGCAAUCAGCCAACUCCUAUAAGGUACAAAGUUAGAGAUGUGAUGGUCCCUACAGCAAUGUGGACUGGGGGUCAGGACUGGCUUUCAAAUCCAGAAGACACAAAAGCACUGCUCUCCGAGGUGACCAACCUCAUUUACCAUAAGAACAUUCCUGAAUGGGCUCAUGCAGAUUUCAUCUGGGGUUUGGAUGCUGCUCAUCGUAUGUACAAUGAAAUCAUACAACUGAUGAAGCAUGAAGAGACCAACUUUUCCCAGGGGAUGUGCAGGGCCAGAUUAUGAGGCAUCUGACGUUGACAAGUCUUAGGAGAAACCUCAUGGAAAAUGGGGCUGGGGUCCAGGAAUGGGAGAUUUUGAGGAUUUUUAGAAUUGGAAACCGACCACAUCAAUAGAAGGGAAAUGGAGAAGGGAGGACAGAGAUAGAGUAGACAUUCCUUCAGAGUUCCUGCAUUUGGCACUAAAACUGACAUUUAAAUUUUUUUUCAGUUAAUUAAACUACGCAUUGGGUGAACAUAAGUUUCAAUGUGCUAUUAUAUAUUCUAUCAUUUUGAAAGGUAGGUUUUACCUGAUAGCUAGAAAUUAUCUGGGCAUUCUCUCUGUCAUUCAGGUAAACCUCCCUAAAACAUUUAUUUUUUUUCUAUAAGCCAUAUUUUUUGAGCAAUAAAGUAAAAUGACAAAUUCGGACAGAGGUCUUGAAUCUCUGAAUUGUUGUUAACUUUGCCAAAAUAAGCUAGACAUUUUCACCUUAUUGCCAUAGAGACAAUACCUCCUCAAGAAGUCGAGCUGCUUUACCCAAAAAAAAAAAAAUCAAUAUUCAGUAUGGAUGAAAUAUAUUUUAAGCAUCUUCAGAACUGGCCUAAGUGUCAUAGUUUUAUAGUUGAGUCUCAGAGACGAUAUUUUUGUAGGAUUUUUAUGAGUUUUCCAAUAAAUGCAUAAAGCAUGUAUGUGUAUUUCAGCACCACGAUUGUAGUCCAAGCUUGUUUGAGAGUUUACGGGCUGUUGCCAGGAAACCUAACAGCUAGAAACAUCUGGCCCAGUUUUCUGCCUUCAAAAGCUGAAAGCUAGAAAGAAAAUUUUAUAAUGUCAUGAGCAUAAUAAAAUAAAUCAUUGUGUAUGUUGUCCUUUGA
Molecule: messenger RNA, 2380 nt
Organism: Equus quagga
Lineage: Eukaryota; Metazoa; Chordata; Mammalia; Perissodactyla; Equidae
Gene: LIPM
Product: lipase family member M
Exons: 9
Coding region: 123-1535 (470 amino acids)
Molecular function (GO): hydrolase activity, acting on ester bonds
Source: RefSeq, a predicted model, not a curated record